Messenger RNA from Diospyros lotus (date-plum), 1451 nucleotides. RefSeq lists its product as uncharacterized. The coding region runs from base 166 to 1206 and encodes 346 amino acids. Gene Ontology annotation, cellular component: membrane. The transcript is spliced from 8 exons. Lineage: Eukaryota; Viridiplantae; Streptophyta; Magnoliopsida; Ericales; Ebenaceae. The record is from RefSeq and is a predicted model, not a curated record.
CUGCUGACUGCUGCAAGAGAGAGAGAGAGAGAGAGAGAGAGAGCUUCAUUUACGAUGAUUUUGCCUGUCCAUCCAUCUCCAGUGUUUUCUAUUCUAGUCCAUUUUGAGGUCUAAUAAUUAUACGCGUACGCGUACAGGUUCCCGAUUGAUCACCCUUAAUUCACCAUGGGAUUGGUCGUGCUCUGGUAUGAUUUGGUCUGUUUCGGAAUCGUCGGCGUGGCGUUUGUCGGUGCCGCCUACGUGAUAUGGAGGAGGGAAGGCAUCUGCGAAUGCGAAGAACAAAAGAGCUUGUACGAGAGUUUGGUGGUGACUAGCGGCGAGGACGGCGGCGGAAUCGGGGGGGCGGCUCCGAGCGGGAGGGGCUACGUCAACUCCAUCGAUCUCUGGACCAGUUGCUGGCGAGGACUGCACCCGCUGGGGCUUUUGGUGCUACGUUUUGCGUCCUUCCUCAUUUUGAGUGUAUUCUUGAUCUGGGAUAUCCUCGACUAUGGCCCCUCCAUCUUCAUUUACUACACUGAGUGGACUUUUAGUUUGGUUAUUGUCUAUUUUGGGAUAGCGACAAUGGUGUCUGCAAAUGGAUGUGUGGUUUACUACUCGAAGAAACUUCCUUCUGAUAAUGGGAAAAGGGAAGAGCUUCUGAUAACUGAUGUGGAACAGAAUGUAUCUACUGAUGCCCUGGCUUUUGGCACCAACCAAAUCAGGGGCACCAUAAAAUUGCAAAGCCACUGUGACCAAGAGGCAGUCCAACAAAAAGCCGGGUUCUGGGGAUACCUUAUGCUAGCCACGUAUCAGGCUUGUGCAGGUGCUGUUAUCCUAACUGACCUUGUGUUUUGGUGUAUCAUAGUCCCAUUUUUGAACAAUGUCCAUCUUAAACUGAACAUGUUGAUGGGGUGCAUGCAUAUACUAAAUGCCGCUUUCCUUCUUCUUGAUACUGCUGUUAGUAACCUUCCAUUUCCUUGGUUCCGACUAGCAUAUUUCGUGCUCUGGAGCUGCUGCUAUGUCAUUUUCCUGUGGAUCAUUCAUUCCUGUGGUUACUCAAUGUGGCCAUAUCCUUUCCUUGAUCUUUCAUCACAGUGGGUAGCUUUAUGGUAUUUUCUCUUGGCUGUGGUUCACAUCCCCUGCUACGGACUAUAUUUCUUGCUUGUAAGGGCCAAAAAAACAUUUUUCCCAAGAUGGUUCCCUGAAGCAUUUGUGAAGUUAUGCUAGUUUCUUCGUUAUUCGCCAAAUUAACUACAAUACAGUGUAUUAUAUCCAGCUGAAGUAGGUUUCUAUGAUGUUAGCCUGGGGAGGGGCAAGACAGUUUCAUGGCUACUACUGCAUGCACCUUGUUGUUCGUCAACUAUACUAAAGGAAUGAGAUUACUUCUGCUAUAGACUAUAGUUGCAUGCAUAUAAGCUUACUCUUUUAGUUCUGAGAUUGUUAAUGCAGUGCAGAUACAUACUUGGGUGACU